This is a messenger RNA of Eremothecium sinecaudum, 1545 nucleotides long. It is a transcript of the gene VMA2, whose product is annotated as H(+)-transporting V1 sector ATPase subunit B. The record is from RefSeq and is a predicted model, not a curated record. Gene Ontology annotation, biological process: proton transmembrane transport; ATP metabolic process. Lineage: Eukaryota; Fungi; Ascomycota; Saccharomycetes; Saccharomycetales; Saccharomycetaceae. Bases 1 to 1545 code for a protein of 514 amino acids. The transcript has a single exon. Gene Ontology annotation, cellular component: proton-transporting V-type ATPase, V1 domain. Gene Ontology annotation, molecular function: proton-transporting ATPase activity, rotational mechanism; ATP binding.
AUGAUUUCCAGAGAAGAACUAUUUGAAUUGAAUAAGGCUGCCGUAACUAAUGGAUUUAAGGUUAAACCUAGAACUAGUUAUAACACUGUUGCAGGUAUUAAUGGUCCAUUAGUGAUAUUGGAAAAGGUUAAAUUCCCUUGUUACAAUGAAAUUGUUAAUUUAACUCUACCGGAUGGAAGUUUAAGACAAGGUCAAGUUUUAGAAGUUCGAGGUGACCGUGCGAUUGUUCAGGUUUUUGAAGGUACUUCUGGUAUUGAUGUUAAGAAAACGACUGUGGAGUUCACCGGAGAGAGUUUAAAGAUUCCCGUGUCAGAGGAUAUGUUAGGAAGGGUUUUUAAUGGGUCAGGUAGGCCGAUCGAUAACGGUCCAAAGGUUUUUGCCGAAGAUUAUUUGGACAUUAAUGGUUCUGCGAUCAAUCCUUACGCACGUAUUUACCCUGAAGAAAUGAUAUCUACUGGUAUUUCAGCUAUAGAUACUAUGAAUUCUAUUGCUCGUGGGCAGAAGAUUCCUAUCUUCUCUGCCUCCGGUCUUCCUCACAAUGAAAUUGCUGCUCAGAUCUGUAGGCAGGCAGGGUUGGUUAGACCUACAAAGGAUGUGCACGAUGGUCACGAAGACAACUUUAGUAUUGUUUUUGCUGCUAUGGGUGUUAACUUGGAAACGGCUAGGUUUUUCAAACAGGAUUUUGAGGAGAAUGGGUCCUUAGAAAGGACCUCGUUAUUCUUGAACUUGGCCAACGACCCUACUAUUGAGAGAAUUGUCACUCCUAGAUUUGCAUUGACUACUGCAGAAUACUUGGCUUACCAAACUGAGAGACAUGUCUUGACUAUUUUAACAGAUAUGUCUUCUUAUGCUGAUGCGUUAAGAGAAGUGUCUGCUGCGAGAGAAGAAGUUCCUGGUAGACGUGGUUACCCCGGUUACAUGUACACAGAUUUGUCCACCAUUUACGAAAGGGCUGGAAGAGUUGAGGGCCGUAACGGUUCUAUUACACAAAUUCCUAUCUUAACUAUGCCUAACGACGAUAUCACACAUCCUAUUCCUGAUUUAACAGGUUAUAUCACUGAAGGACAAAUAUUCGUUGACCGUCAAUUGAACAAUAGAGGUAUCUAUCCGCCAAUUAAUGUCUUACCAUCUUUGUCGAGAUUGAUGAAGUCUGCCAUCGGUGAAGGUAUGACCAGAAAGGACCACGGUGAUGUCUCGAACCAAUUAUAUGCCAAAUAUGCUAUCGGUAGAGAUGCAGCAGCUAUGAAGGCUGUUGUCGGUGAAGAGGCGUUAUCUAUGGAGGAUAGGUUGUGUUUAGAGUUCCUAGAAAAUUUUGAAAAGACGUUUAUUAGUCAAGGACCUUAUGAAAAUAGAACCAUCUUUGAAUCCUUAGACCACGCAUGGUCAUUGUUAAGAAUCUAUCCAAAAGAGAUGCUUAAUAGAAUCUCUCCUAAGAUUUUAGACGAAUUUUACAACAGAGCUCGUGAGGAUGACGACCAAGAUAGUGAUGAGGAGGACAAUGAAGACGUUGUGAAGGAUACCGAAAUUGUACAAUCCUUAAUUUGA